Messenger RNA from Penaeus monodon (black tiger shrimp), 1606 nucleotides. RefSeq names its product scoloptoxin SSD976-like. The transcript has 8 exons. The record is from RefSeq and is a predicted model, not a curated record. The coding region runs from base 281 to 1348 and encodes 355 amino acids. Gene Ontology annotation, cellular component: extracellular region. NCBI's taxonomy places the organism in Eukaryota, Metazoa, Arthropoda, Malacostraca, Decapoda, Penaeidae.
GGUGUGCUGAGUCGGAAGUUGGCCAUACGAAGCAGAAAGAGAGGCAGCGAUACCUCGAACCGCACUCGGAUCAGCAUUAUGGCUGCGUGCGGACCUUUGCUGAUUCUCCUGGUGGUCGUUUUCCUGCAAGGGGGAAACUGCCAGCGUGCCUGCUACAGUAGAAGGUACUGGGUUAUCGAGGAAUGUUGGUCUACGGAAGUGUCAGUACAAUGGCAUCCUGUACAAGAAGAACACGGUGGUAGAGAUUCUCCCCGAAGCCUGUGCGUGGCUGGUGUGCAAGAUGAAGCGCAAGAAAGCCAAACUGAUCCUGGAACCCGUCGAAGGAUGCACGUGCUCUCGCUCCCUUUCAAGGAUUCCGAAGAUGGAAUCUGAAGGCAGAGCCGUAGAAUUCGAUGCCUUCUACGACACAGACGCAAAGGCGGCAGGGAAGUGCUGGUUCAACAGGAGGUGGAGCGUUAACAGCGUCGUCGCCAUUCUGGAGGACCACUGCAUCGAGAUCGCGUGUGUUUACGAUGAGGUCGCCGCGCGGGCGGUGCUGCAGGCGCGAUUCCUCCCUGGCUGCGAGUGUGGCGAGCGUACAACCGCACUAGCAACCGAAACCUACACCAACCCGCCCACCGAAAACCUCAACAGCCCGCCCACCGAACCCCCAUCGACACCCGCAGCUUGUGACUACGCCCAAUUCUCCGCCGAACACUCGAUGCUGUUACGUCCCAACCUCGAGUGUAACGCCCACAGGACCGGGGUUUCGGAGGCGGAGAGACAGGAGAUCCUGGAAGUCCAUAAUACCCUAAGGGCGAAGGUGGCUCGCGGAGAGGAGGGCGAAGGAGACGCAGGUCCUCAGCCUUCAGGAGCCGACAUCAGGGAGCUGGUGUGGAAUGACGAACUCGCGCAGGUGGCUCAGGCGUGGGCGGAGCAAUGCAAAGGCGGCCACGACGGAUACGCCAAGAGGAGGAUCUGUUCCCGAAGUUACGCAGUCGGUCAGAACGUCUUCAGGAAGUGGAGUCAAAAUCCCGAUUCCGUAUGGACCGAAGCUAUCCAUGCGUGGUAUAAAGAGGUCGCCAACAUGCCUAAUACCUUCGUGGACAAAUUCACCGGUAGUCCCCCCUCUGGAAAGAUGAUCGGUCACUAUACACAGCUGGUUUGGGGAGCGACCAACGAAAUCGGAUGCGGCGCCGUAGAGUUUUCGAGCGUCAAAAGCAGUCACACGUAUUCGGAGAGUAAAAUUUACGUGUGCAACUACGGCAGGAACGGCAACAGCAUUAACUCCCCUGUCUACACUAGAGGUCCUACGGCAUCGCAGUGUAGCGCAGGAACCUCCUCUCGGUAUCCAGGACUCUGCUUGUAGGAAGGGAAUCUGUAAAUUUACGUAAAAUGAAUAAGUUUCUGAUGGAUUUGGUUUCAACUUUUUUUUUAUUGAAAUGGAUUAGAUGAUAGUGUGUAUAUUUGUGAUGGCAUGUGAAGUUUUUUAAUUAUUUAUUAUUAUUUUGAUACUAUUUCAUAAUGAGGAUAGUGGAAAAAAUGAUAAUGGUAAUGAUGAUGAUUUAAUUAUUAUUUAUUGUCAUUAUUAUCAUUAUCGUUAUCAUCGUUAUUUUUAUUAUUAUCG